This is a messenger RNA of Chaetomium strumarium, 456 nucleotides long. RefSeq lists its product as uncharacterized. The record is from RefSeq and is a predicted model, not a curated record. The transcript has a single exon. NCBI's taxonomy places the organism in Eukaryota, Fungi, Ascomycota, Sordariomycetes, Sordariales, Chaetomiaceae. The annotation marks the transcript as partial.
AAGGGGUUCAUCUCGCAGGCCGUACAGGUCUCACCCGAAGCAUCCAUUGCCUGGGCCGCGGUAUCCCUCGUCCUUCCGCUUCUCACAAAUCCCUUGACUGCAGCGGAAGCCAACCGAGACGGGUUCAGUUACGUCACCACUCGGAUGCGCUACUACGCGGCCUUCGAGUCCGAGCUCUUCCGCCUUGGGCAGAGCCGCGGUGAACAGGUAGAGGAGGUGACGGUGCAGAUUGUGGAUCUCUACGAGCAGAUCUUGGACUUCCAGCUCCGGAGCGUCGUCCGAUUCUACGCAAACCGCUUCAAAGACUUCUUGCGUGACGUCGUGCUUUACGACGGCUGGAAUGAGAAGGUGCAGAAAAUCAAGGAGAUGGAAGAUAUGAUCUUCCGAGAGCUGACCCAGAUCAAUGAUUUCGCAUCGCGAACCGAGUUAGAAGAUCUCCGAAAAGCCGGCGAGGAG